UUCGGUUUGCUGGACGAGGCGACAUGGAGCGCGCAUGGAGCAAGAAAGAGAAGGCUCGUCAUGAGAAGCGACUUCUGGGUCUCUGCAAAGCCGGUCCAUUGCACGAGCUCAUCGCGUACCUCGAUGGCUUCACCACCGACCAGCAGACGCGUCUUCUGCAGGCCACCGCCGCUGGCAACGAGCAGCUUUCGGCCCUGCACCUCGCGUCCGCCAACAACCAGAGCGCGAUCGUUGACUACCUCUUGGCGCACCACGCGUAUCUCUUCCCCGAUGCGCGCAAGCUGUACGCGCGCACGCCACUGCACGAAGCCGCGCUCUACGGCCAUGCCGACGUUGUCGCUGUGCUGCUCGCCCACGGCGCGCUCGUCGCGUCGCACACAACCCGCGGGCGCACACCGCUCAUGUACGCGGCGCGCGGAGGGCACCUCGCUGUGCUGGACCUUUUGCUCGUCGCGGGUACCAACAUCAACGAUCAAAGCGAGACGGGGCUCACAGCGCUGUACGAAGCCGCCAAGCACGGCCGGACCGACGCCGUGCGCAAGCUGCUUGCGCAUGGUGCCAGCGUUCAUAUCAGCUCCCACACACGCCAUACGCCACUGCACAUUGCAAUUGGCGAGGGCCACGUCGACGUCGCGGAUCUCCUCUUGUGCGCCGGUGCGGACGGCAGUGCGACCGAUGCCAUGGGCGUCACCGUGUGGCACGAAGCCGCGGGGACGGAUGCGGCAGUGACAGAUCGCAUGGUCGACAUGCUACAAUCCCACAACGUAGCGCUGCGACACGACAUGGUGGACGUGGUCAUGGCGCGGCAUCCGUUCCAUUACGCCGCCGUCGAAGGUCACGUUGUCUUCCUCCAUGUGCUGCUGGCGACGCGUCUCGUGACCAACGUCAACAUGCAGGACGUCGAUGGGUGCUCGGCGCUGUACUACGCAGCUGCGAACGGCCAUGCCGAGGUUCUGCACCGCCUCUUGACCGCCGGCGCAGACCCGAAUUUGUGCUCGGUGCGCCGAAGUCCCUUGCACUGCGCAGUGUCGUGGCAGCGCACCGACUGUGUCGCGCUGCUCCUCGAAAAUGGCGCCAAAUGCGACGUCCGGGAUCUCGAUCAGCUCACGCCACUCGAUAUUGCACUCCGAGAUGGUUUUGCCGCGAUCAUCGCACUGCUCCAAAGACCGCAUAUGUCGGCGACACCGGAGAACUGAUGGUCAUGGCAAGUGCUUUGUGGGUUCGAGAGGGUCGUCCGAGCCGCGCCCGCGCACCGUCCCUUGCACAAUGCAGUUGAUGCAAGCAAAGAACAUUCCGUGAAUCACGGAAAGAAUAUAGAUAUAUCCAGUGAAUCGACGAGCUUUUCGUGUUGCCUCGU
Saprolegnia diclina VS20 is the source of this 1357-nucleotide messenger RNA. RefSeq lists its product as hypothetical. The record is from RefSeq and is a predicted model, not a curated record. Gene Ontology annotation, biological process: positive regulation of transcription by RNA polymerase II. NCBI's taxonomy places the organism in Eukaryota, Oomycota, Saprolegniomycetes, Saprolegniales, Saprolegniaceae. Gene Ontology annotation, cellular component: nucleus. The coding region runs from base 24 to 1196 and encodes 390 amino acids. Gene Ontology annotation, molecular function: protein binding; transcription cis-regulatory region binding. The transcript has a single exon.